UACAGACAAAUAUUAAGGGUAGGAUCAUGUUGCCGCCACCUUAACAGAUCACAGUGUUUACUGAGAAGAAAUGACGCCACCUCAACAUUACUACUGACCAGAUAUCUUUCUUCUGCCCCUAAGCGUGAUGAAAAAAGUAAAGGACCAAUCGAGAAGAUGACAGACGACAUGCUGGAAGAAAGAAUGAAAGACCUAAAGGGGAAGAACCCGGAGGAAUAUGAAAGGAUGCGAAAAUCUAUGUUGAUAUCAGCUAGAAAGGUAGAGAAGUUUCUAGGUAUGGGGGACCACGAGGAGGAAGCCAAGAAAGAAAGUGGUGGGAAGGGAGAAGCAGGACCAGAACCCAUGAAGAAACCCGCGAUGGACAUGACAUCGAUAGCAGUAGCUGUCGUGUUAGGAGGCAUGUUGACGAUGUACCUGAUGCCUGACCUUACCGACGAGAUAACAACAACUGAGUUCAUUAAUUCUUACGUCGCCUCCCGACAGGUGGUAGAUAUCGAGGUUUUCACAGCGCGCAACAGCAAAACAGCCUAUGCCAUGGCCCAAGUAAGAGACAAAGCCGAUAAGAUCCGGAUCAACGUAGGUCACACCUCCUCUCUGGACCGGCAGAUGGAGCAGGCUUUUAUAGAGUUCGGAUACCAGCCCCACGAGAGACCUCCCAUCCGAUACCGGGAUAAUAUCAGCUUAUCGAGUUUUGUAUACGAUUACGCAGGAACAUUCCUGCUUAUCGGAGCAACUAUUUGGCUGUUUAGGAGGUCCUCAAAAGCUAUGGGCGGCAUGUUUAAAGGUAUGGGAGGAAUGCCUGGAAUGCCCGGUCAAGGGAGUAGUAAGGGUCACAAGGUCUACGAGAAAGCAACAGCUCUCAAGGUACUCAUAUCUUUUAAUAUCUACUGA
Messenger RNA from Bolinopsis microptera, 891 nucleotides. RefSeq lists its product as uncharacterized. Bases 157 to 891 code for a protein of 244 amino acids. The transcript has 6 exons. The record is from RefSeq and is a predicted model, not a curated record. NCBI's taxonomy places the organism in Eukaryota, Metazoa, Ctenophora, Tentaculata, Lobata, Bolinopsidae.